UUCGAAUUGAUGAAAAUGCUCAAUCAAAGCUCCUCAUACUCCCGGGCCGGGAGUCCCGGCCACACUCCGCAAACACUGAUAGUGUGUCUCUUUGUGCCUCUCGUAGGGUCGUUCGAUAAGACAGCACCAUCAUCACGAAGCACGCACCAAUAUGGGGGCGUAGCACCCCGUGGAUCACCACCACCAAUACCGCCCAGAGUGUCCAGUCCAUCUGUGUCGCGCCAGAGCAGUUUCACCAAGAUUGGCUACAUGAUAAACACAGCCAUGAAUGGGGCGAAGCGGCAAAACAGCAAUGGCGAGACAUCGUGGUGCUUUUCACAAAUUAAAGGAGCUCUGGACGAUGACGUAACGGAUGCUGAUAUCAUAUCCUGUGUUGAAUUCAAUCACGAUGGUGAAUUGCUUGCAACCGGCGACAAAGGUGGUCGUGUGGUUAUAUUCCAAAGAGAUGCAGCAUCGAAGACUUCAGUGCCGCGACGAGGCGAAUACAAUGUGUAUUCAACAUUUCAAUCACACGAGCCCGAGUUUGACUACCUGAAGUCGUUAGAAAUAGAGGAGAAGAUAAACAAAAUCCGAUGGCUGAAGAGGAAGAACCAGGCGCACUUUCUCCUCUCGACUAAUGAUAAAACUAUCAAAUUGUGGAAGGUGUCGGAGAGGGACAAGAAGGUGGAGGGCUACAACACGAAGGAGGACACGGGCAUUGUGCGCGAUCCCAGUCUCAUCACUGCCCUCAGGGUACCAACGAUAAAGCCAAUGGACCUCAUGGUUGAGGCGUCGCCGAGGAGGAUCUUUGCCAAUGCUCACACCUAUCACAUCAAUUCGAUAUCGGUGAAUUCGGAUCAGGAGACAUACCUGUCGGCGGAUGAUCUGCGCAUCAAUUUGUGGCAUUUAGAAAUCACGGAUCAGAGCUUCAAUAUUGUGGAUAUCAAGCCGACGAAUAUGGAGGAAUUGACUGAGGUGAUUACAGCGGCGGAGUUUCAUCCGACAGAAUGCAAUUUACUCGUGUACUCGAGCAGCAAGGGCACAAUUCGGCUAUGUGAUAUGAGGGCGGCUGCCCUGUGCGAUCGCCAUGCCAAGCAAUUCGAGGAGCCGGAGGAUCCCACGAAUCGCAGCUUCUUCAGUGAAAUCAUCAGCUCGAUAAGUGAUGUAAAGCUGAGCAAUUCGGGUCGUUAUAUGAUCUCGAGGGACUACCUCAGUAUAAAAGUGUGGGAUCUUCACAUGGAGACGAAGCCGAUUGAGACGUAUCCGGUUCAUGAAUAUUUAAGGUCUAAGCUAUGUUCGCUGUACGAGACGGAUUGCAUUUUCGAUAAGUUCGAGUGCUGCUGGAAUGGCAGUGAUACGGCGAUAAUGACGGGAAGUUACAAUAAUUUCUUCCGUGUAUUCGAUCGCAAUACAAAGAAGGAUGUAACACUGGAGGCAUCGCGGGACAUCAUCAAGCCUAAGACGGUGCUGAAGCCGAGGAAGGUGUGCACGGGUGGGAAGAGGAAAAAAGACGAGAUUAGUGUGGACUGUUUGGAUUUCAAUAAGAAAAUCCUUCACACGGCCUGGCAUCCACUAGAGAAUAUUAUAGCAGUUGCGGCGACCAAUAACUUAUUCAUCUUUCAGGAUAAAUUUUAGCCAACAUUUUCCUCCUUGUCCGUAUUUUUUUCUCCACCCGUAUUCAUCCUGUGUCUCCAUUGUACACAAAUGGCACAAAAUACAUCAGCCGUCUCUGCUCUAAUUUCCCUUCUUCUCCUAAUGCUCGCGAUGAUGUUGGGUGAAUUGAGAGAGAAAAAAGAGAGGGAGAUGCGAGAGGAUGUGAGAUAAAUACACGAAUGGAAUGUGAAAAUGCAAUCACGACGCGUUUCAAUCUGUUUGCAGCAUUAUUCAUCCCUCUUUCGUGUAUUUUCUUUUUUUCCGGUGGGGUUGAGAGAGAGUGAGACUCGAGGGGAAGCGAGCGCGAGAGAAAGGAUUGAUUGGAAUUUGUGUAAAUCGUAGAGAUAUUAACAGACUUUAGUGUAAUUUCUUUUUUUUUAGUGAGAAAGAGAGAAUUAGUUUUUGGUUACCGCAUUUCUCCGUAUAAUGUAUAAAAAGAAGGAAGGAAAAAAUAUGAAGAGAAUGAUGAGCAAGAAAUGGAAUAGCUAAGAAACAAUCUUUAUAUAAAAAGCAAGAGGAGAGAAUUCAUUCUAAGGCGAACAGACAUUUAACAUAAGUAACACAAUGGAGGAAAUCGUAAUUUUUAAUCAUUGGACGAAAAAUAGAGACAUUUUAUCAUGCAGAGAUAACAUUGAAAAAAAAAAAACAAUUGAUGCUGUAUAGAGCGAUUUUGCAAGAAUAAUCAUGUCAUUAUAGAAGAAGAACAGCAGAAAAAACAUUAAUUCAGUGGCAAACGGCUGAUAUUUAGCAAGAGAAAACAAUAUUUACAGAGAGCAGCGCAGAGAAUGAGAAGAAAAAAACUUAUACAUGAAUAGGAUUUUUGAAAUAAAAUACAAUUAGAAAUUCAUUUAUAAAAGAGAUCUUGUGAGUGGGAAUGCGAGAGGAAUGGAGUAUAAAAAAAAAUAGGAAGUCAUCUUGUAAUAAUGUAAAAUUAAAGAAUAUUUUUAUAAAAUAAUAACAUAAGUAUUUGUAAAACAAAUGAUUUGUGAAGAGGGAGAGAGAGAGAGGAUGCGAGUGUGGGACAAAAAAAAAGAUAAAUUCGAAAAGCAACAUAAAAUCACAAUUAAAAAAGGAGAAAAGAAAGCCAAUCAUUUUUUCUGUUACAUUUGCGUCCUGCCUAUUUUUUAUGCUGAAGACAUUCAUUGCUGGUUCAAUUUAGAAACAAAGGUAAUAUAAGAGAAUAUGAAAUCAAAUGGAGGAUUUUAUUAUUAGGAAAUUGAAGAAGUUUUGCUUUAUCCUUCUCUGCAGCGCAAAUGGGUUGAGAAUGAGAGAAAAAUUAAGAAGAAACAAAAUAUUUGCAGCGUGAAAUGGAGCAAAAGAAAAAAAAAUUAGAAUCGUUGUCUUCCUGAGUUUGCCUCUUUCAGCCUCAAUUUUUCUCUCUUUCAUGCAAAUUCCAGACUGAGGUCGUCUCUGAAUUCCUAAAGAUUUGCAUCAUUGGGGGGGACAAAGACGACCUUCGGGGAUGAAGUUUAACAGUUUUACAAUAGGAAAGAGUAUCUUAUUUUUAUUCAAAAAAAAAUCGUCGUGUCUGUUUUUUCACAGCAAAUAUAGAAAUAAUCCGUGCCUUCCUCCGUUAUGAGUUGACAGAAGAAGAAGAAGAUGAAAAUGAAGGGAGAGAAAGAGAAAAACAGUUUCUGUAAGGUGAUGAGAAGAAAGGCGAAAAGCAUGUAAUUUUUCCUUAAAUAUAUAAAUAAACCUUUAUUACUUUAAGUGCAGUGCAUCUCUUGUAAAUAUUUGCAGUGAUAAAAGAGAAAACUAAUAAUACAAUACCGAUUGCUUUUUGGAUUCACGUGGAAUUUCAUUUUUCAAUUUGAUGCAAACACAAGCAAAAUUAAGCAAUUAUCGCUCAAAUGAAUCGGGUGCCAAAUUAUUCCUGAUUUUGUAUUCACCGUGAGAGAGAGAGAGAGAGAAGAGAGACAAUUUGGACAAUUUUAGAGUGCCAUAAGAGGUUCUUUUAAAUGCGAUGACAAAAUAAAAAAUGAUGAUCAGAAAGUGGAAUGUAAGAAGCCCAGUGUGAAGGAAGGAAAAUCCUUUGUACAAAUAAAAUAGUUGCUUUUCAGUAUAAGUGGAUUUUGGAGGAUGUGAGAAAUUAGGAAUAUAUUUUCUAAUUGAAUCGAAGAACAGUGAAAUUGAAAUCAAAAUAACUUCACCUUUUUGCAAGAAAACAUGCCGAAAUUUUAUAUAAAAAAAAUGGUUUUUGCGAGUGAAUUGACAGAGAUGAUCAAGUGUUCGGUCGGCCUUUGGUGUGGAGAGGAUUUUCAAAAGAGAAAAACAAGAAAAAAUAACCAAAAUUUUUCAAAAUUGCUAUUAUAUUUUGUGUUAUGAAAGAGAAGCGAGAGCAUUCGAAAGGCGCAUGCAAGAAGAAUCACAAACGAAUAGUGGUAAAAAGAAUAAAUAAUAAAAGGGAAUAAGUGAGAGAAAUAUUGGAUGCAGUUUUGAAGAUUUGAGAAAAUCGUGGAAAAUAAAAUUGGACAAAAUGUUUAGUUUCAAUUUUUAAAACUUUAUAGCUACAACGAUUUUUUCCUCACCACUUUUUAUUUAUUUUCAGAUGAUAAAUUUUCCCUUCUUUUGUAGUUAAGUGUGUAUAUUAUAAGAUUAAUUAUAAUAUUGUUAAUAUGAAUAAAA
Molecule: messenger RNA, 4257 nt
Organism: Phlebotomus argentipes
Lineage: Eukaryota; Metazoa; Arthropoda; Insecta; Diptera; Psychodidae
Gene: tws
Product: protein phosphatase PP2A 55 kDa regulatory subunit
Biological process (GO): peptidyl-serine dephosphorylation
Cellular component (GO): cytosol; protein phosphatase type 2A complex
Molecular function (GO): protein binding; protein phosphatase regulator activity
Source: RefSeq, a predicted model, not a curated record